AAUUCGCUCCCCGGUAACCCUUCCGUACUGAUUUACCGAGGCCAACGACAGUGACGAUUCCCGAUGACGAUUUGGAUCGCUCCGAAGCGUUACAAACGACGGAUAUCAUGUGUGUUGCUAUUGUUCGUCGGUGUUUAUUUCCUGUACACAACAUGGGAACCGGUUCCGCCGGGCCACAGCUGCUUUCAGAAUACGCCCGACGAUGACGGCGACCGAGUACUGCUAGAAGAUGUACAACAAGCGACUCUCCAGCCAACAAGCGAUGGACGUAACAUUUUCUUCCACGAAACGUCCUGUUCGGCUGAUGGCAUCGUACGGUUGAGUGCUCGUCAAGCCUGUGCAAUUGAAUCCGCCGCCCGGACGAACCCGGGCUGGAGCAUCUUCGUGCUGUUCGCGGCUCCAGUAGGAUUCCAAAGUAAUCACAGCACGGCGCUACCGAUUAUUGACUCGCUGCUACAAUAUCGGAACGUACAUUUGCGAUACGUUAACCUGACUACCUACGGCAACGAUACGCCGCUCGACGAGUGGAUGCAGAAUGGCGAAAUCUAUCGAUCCCAGUACAUGAACUCUCACCUGUCGGAUGUGAUGCGAUACCUGACGCUUUACAAAUACGGUGGGACGUAUCUUGAUCUGGACGUAAUAGUGCGACGACCAUUCGAUGGACUGGAGGCGAACUACGCCGGAGCGGAAUCGGUGCGAUGGGUCGCUGCGGGAGUGUUGAACUUUGAGCCUAACGGACACGGCCACGAGCUGGCCGAUAUGUGUGUUCGGGAUCUAUUGGCAAACUUCAACGGUAAGGAUUGGGGCAACAAUGGGCCCGGAGUGAUAACGCGCGUACUUCAGAAAUAUUGUCACACGCGCACCACGGUCCACAUGACGCGUGAACGGUGCAAACAUUUUACCGUUCAUCCGAUCAAGGCGUUCUACGCCAUCGGGUUCGACGACUUUAAGCAGUUUUUUGAAGAGUCCUUUCUCGAGCAAGCUCUUAGCACACUGAAACAAUCGGUCGUGGUGCAUGUCUGGAACAAGUUCAGCAAAUCACAUCCGGUCGUGGUUGGGUCCCGGGUGGCUUACGGAGUUCUCGCCGAUCAACACUGUCCCAAAGUGUACCGCUCUUGCGGUAAAGUGUUUUAACAAAGCCUCACUCAACCACGAUUGCGAAUCAUUUCAUGUUAUCAUUCAUGUUACUAUUUUUCUUAUUAAUUAUAUUUUCGUUACAGGACAAGCUUUUUAAGAGCCAUACAAAUCACAUUUUAAAUUAUUAGUCUACUUUUUCCCCAUCCAACGAACUUCUGUACAACCGUUCGAUCGACGGCGAAAAUCGCUCGUACAGAAGUUCCUAAGUUCGUUUCUUUGCUAUUUUAAAAACUUGUAAACGUACUCGGAACCUACUUGUUGCAACCUAUCCCUCUGAAUCAUGUUUAAUGACAAACCUUCCGGUGAAUCUCAUUGCUCCAUUGUAAAAUAUUUUGUCUUUCGAUCGUCUCUAAUGCAUUUUUUCAAGUAUGUUCAUUCGAAGAGGUGCUUUUAUUUUAUUUCUUAAUCUAUGUUCAAUUUUGAUCUGAUGUUUGCUGGAAAUGAUCCAACAUAAUGUAGCUAUUGUUACGUAUUUUUGUGUGCUUGUGUAUGUAAAAUCUGUGGUUGUUCCCAUUGUUAUGUACUGUGAGGCGUUAUGUUCAAAAUGGUUCCUUUAGAUCUGAUUUAUUUCCUGUCCCCAAAAAAUGCAUAUAACAAUACUUCUAAUUAGGCGUGCUUACGUGUUAACAUGCAAACGGUAUUUUAUGUGCCUAGAAUAUAUGUACUCAAAGGGGCAGUAUUAGUAGGAGUUCAAGAAUCAUUCAGUAUUGCGUGCUUUAGCGAGAAGUUAACGGGUCGCCAGUCUUAACGGCAAAACCAGCCAAUUUGGUGUGAUGCCAGAGAGAACCUGGCUUUAAGGUUUCACAGUCAACGUGAACAUUCCAUGUCAUGUUUCGUUGGUAUGGUGUGAAGAAUCGUAGUGCUUUUUCUUU
This is a messenger RNA of Anopheles bellator, 2009 nucleotides long. Its product is annotated as lactosylceramide 4-alpha-galactosyltransferase-like. Lineage: Eukaryota; Metazoa; Arthropoda; Insecta; Diptera; Culicidae. The coding region runs from base 64 to 1134 and encodes 356 amino acids. The transcript has 2 exons. The record is from RefSeq and is a predicted model, not a curated record. Gene Ontology annotation, biological process: glycosphingolipid biosynthetic process. Gene Ontology annotation, molecular function: alpha-1,4-N-acetylgalactosaminyltransferase activity.